Molecule: messenger RNA, 483 nt
Organism: Gongylonema pulchrum
Lineage: Eukaryota; Metazoa; Nematoda; Chromadorea; Rhabditida; Gongylonematidae
Source: the annotation of a GenBank genome assembly
AUGUGCGUCGCUGUUCUAAUACAUUCGCUGAAGGAUGCGAUGGGUGAGGAAUGCUAUUACGCUACGCCGAUAAACAGUCGUGCGCGCGAUUUCGUGCGAAGCGACUUACUUAUUUGCUUCAGCCGGUUACUUCUCUCCUUAAGGAAUUCUGGCCGAAAAGUGCUCAGUUCACUUUCUGUUUCGUCGCUUUUUCAAUGCGACAAGUCUGAACUCAUUGUGCCUCAAAAUCCAGUUUGGGGAACCAUAAAUCAAAAAAGUGUGCAGUUAGCUCAGGCAUGGCGAUCUGUAUCUUUUCAUCGCGACGAUGGCUGCUAUUGGUCGACGGCAACAUACAGUCGUAUAUGUUCGAAUGAUGUGCUAUUAGAUUAUGUCUUUUUCGACUGCAUUUUUGCAAAGACAGAUGCUUUUUCGCGUACGAAAUUGAGACGUGACUUCACGUCUUCAGCCUCGGAAGAUUUGCAUGCUGCCGUGAUGAAGAAGUGA